AUGUACAGGCUCACGGUUAAAAACGUUCCACGCCGAAUGUUUUCGGUUUCCCUCAGCCGGCCAGCUGCCCGUUUUAACUGGGAAGAUGCUCUCAACCUGCGCUCCGCCUUGUCUGAGGAUGAAAUCUCAAUUGCCGACACUGCCCACGAUUUCUGUCAGGAAGUUUUGCAACCCAAGGUGAUCGAGGGCUAUCGAACUGAAGAGUUCGAUAGAAACAUCAUGCAGGAGAUUGGAGCAGUUGGUUUGCUCGGACCCACUAUUGACGGUUAUGGUUGUGCUGGGGCGAACAAUGUAUCCUACGGUCUGAUUGCUCGCGAGGUUGAGCGAGUUGAUUCUGGUUAUCGUUCUGCUAUGAGUGUUCAAUCCUCUCUUGUUAUGCACCCCAUCAAUGUUUUUGGAACUCAGGAACAAAAAGAUCGUUUCCUCCCUAAAUUGGCCACUGGAGAAAUGAUCGGUUGCUUCGGUCUCACUGAGCCCAACCACGGCUCUGAUCCUGGCUCCAUGGAGACUGUCGCUAAACCUCAUCCUACCAAAAAGGGUGUAUUUGUUCUCAAUGGUGCCAAAACGUGGAUCACUAAUGCACCUAUCGCAGACUUGUUUGUUGUCUGGGCCAAGCUCGACGGAAAGAUUCGCGGGUUCUUGGUCGAGCGAUCUCAAGUCCCCGAGGGCUCUCUGGCUACACCUGCUAUCAAAAAUAAAACCGCUCUUCGUGCAAGUAUCACCGGUAUGAUUCAAAUGGAUGGUGUGGAGAUCCCCGAGGAAAAUAUGUUUCCCGAAAUCAGCGGUCUUAAAGGUCCGUUCACAUGUUUGAACAGUGCACGAUUCGGAAUUGCUUGGGGUACGAUGGGUGCCCUAGAGGAGUCUAUUCGUUUAGCUCGCAAUUACUCUCUUGAACGAAAGCAAUUCGGAAACCCUCUAGCUAAGUACCAACUCAUUCAAAUGAAGUUGGCUAAUGCUUUAACUGAUGCUAACUAUGGACUUCUUGCAUGUUUGCAGGUCGGACGUUUGAAAGAUGCCGGUGAGGAGGCCCCCGAGAUGAUCUCCAUGAUCAAGCGCCAGAACUGCGACAGGGCUCUGCAAAACUCCCGCGCUUUGAUGGAAGUAUUCGGAGGUAAUGCUGCAAGUGACGAGUACAAUAUUACCAGAAUCGCGCACAACUUGCAGGUCGUUCAAACCUAUGAGGGCCAAAGUGACAUUCACGCUAUGAUUCUAGGUCGUGCUAUGACCGGUGAAUCAGCUUUUUUCUAA
Wickerhamiella sorbophila is the source of this 1248-nucleotide messenger RNA. RefSeq names its product Glutaryl-CoA dehydrogenase, mitochondrial. Bases 1 to 1248 code for a protein of 415 amino acids. Gene Ontology annotation, molecular function: glutaryl-CoA dehydrogenase activity; flavin adenine dinucleotide binding; fatty-acyl-CoA binding. The transcript has a single exon. Gene Ontology annotation, cellular component: mitochondrial inner membrane. Gene Ontology annotation, biological process: fatty-acyl-CoA biosynthetic process; fatty acid beta-oxidation using acyl-CoA dehydrogenase. NCBI's taxonomy places the organism in Eukaryota, Fungi, Ascomycota, Dipodascomycetes, Dipodascales, Trichomonascaceae. The record is from RefSeq and is a predicted model, not a curated record.